Messenger RNA from Cannabis sativa, 2212 nucleotides. RefSeq names its product probable leucine-rich repeat receptor-like protein kinase At1g68400. Lineage: Eukaryota; Viridiplantae; Streptophyta; Magnoliopsida; Rosales; Cannabaceae. Bases 224 to 2116 code for a protein of 630 amino acids. Gene Ontology annotation, biological process: protein phosphorylation. The record is from RefSeq and is a predicted model, not a curated record. Gene Ontology annotation, molecular function: protein kinase activity; protein binding; ATP binding. The transcript is spliced from 2 exons.
UUCUAGUUAUAAUUAACCUUAACACGUAUUAAGUAAACUUAAUCCUAAUUAUCAAUUUACAUUAACGGUUUCUUUCAUCUUUACAUAAUCUUAACGGCUACUUAUUCUUUAUAUAUAAUUACAAUAAUAAUCACAAUUUUAUUUUCUUUAUUUCUAAUUUCCAUUUAUAUAAAUCUUCAACCUUUCUUUCUUUCCUUCUUAUUAUUCUUUUCGUUGACCAGAAAUGUUGACCAACCGAGUUACAAUCACAGCCUUCAUUCUGACUCAGUUCAUCUCAAUUUCCUUCUCUUCUGACAUUACAGCUUUACUGAGUUUCAAAGCCUCAUCAGACCGUUCCAACUCGCUCUCUUCCUGGGUUAACUCGUCCGACCCUUGCUCCGACCACUGGCUUGGAGUCACCUGCGAUUCCAACUCAGGACGAGUCACAAGACUCGUUCUUGAAAAUCUUCAACUCACUGGGUCAACUCGGUCACUCAGUGAACUCACCGAGCUAAGACUCUUGAGCCUUAAACAGAAUCUUCUCACUUCUUCAAAUCUCAACCUCUCUUCAUGGCCGAAUCUCAAACAUCUUUACCUUUCCCACAACCGUUUCGCCGGUAAAUUCCCCGCCGGAAUAUCAACCCUCCGUCGUCUCCGCCGUAUUGACUUAUCCCACAACGAGUUCAGGGGAAAAAUUCCGUUUAACGAGUUAACUCGGUUGACUCACUUGUUAACUCUCCGACUCGAGUUUAACUCGUUCGACUCAGAACUCGCCGCCGCUGCCGGCGCCGGAGACACCCAAUCUUUCCCUUCCACCGUCUCCGACUUCAACGUUUCGAACAACAAUCUCUCUGGGGAAAUACCCAUUUGGCUAUCGCAUUUUUCGGCGUCGUCUUUCGCCGGAAACAGCCUUCUCUGCGGCCACCCUUUGUCGUCACAAUGUCCAAAGAAUGAUCCAACGGCUGAAAACCAAUCUCACAUUCUACUAAUUACGAUCAUAACCGUUGCUUCGGUGGCAAUCUUGGGCGUUAUAGCAUUUGUCUUAAUUAACACGUGGCGUAAAAAGAGAAUCACGUGCCAAUCACGUGAGCACUCUUACAAUGGCGGCGGCGGCAGUAGUGGCGGUCCGGUGUUGGUGACGUUUGAAGGGUGUAGUAAGGGAAUUGGGGGAGUGGAAGAUUUGUUGAGAGCUUCGGCGGUUAUGUUGGGAAAAGGAAGUGUGGGGACCACUUAUAGAGUGGCGGUGGAUGGUGGAGAUAGGGCGGCCGAAGUGGUGGUGAAGAGGGUUAGAAAGGGUUGUUGUGGCGGUGGCAGUGGCGGUGGCGGGAAAGAAGUGGAUUGGUGGUUGAGACAAGUGUUGGGAAAUUUGAGGCACUCUAAUAUUGUUAGCCUAAGAGCUUAUUGCUAUUCAAAUAGUGAAGAUUUGCUUCUUUUAGUUUAUGAUUUUCUUCCUAAUGGGACACUUCAUUCUCUUCUUCAUGGCAAUAGAGGACCAGGAAGAACCCCAUUAGGUUGGUCAACAAGGCUAAAAAUAGCCUCCCAUUCAUCGAAAGCCAUUGCUUUCCUUCACAACAAUAACAACAAAUAUGCCGACAUCAACCUCUUUCACGGUCACAUAACAUCCACAAACAUCAUACUCGAUCGCUCAAGCAAUGCUUGCAUCACCGACGUCUGUCUCCACCAACUUCUACGCCUCCAACCACCCCAUAACGCCUACGCCGCACCCGAGCUCACCACUACUACUAGCCCUAGUAAAUACACUCAAAAGUGCGAUGUUUAUAGCUUUGGAGUUGUUCUAAUCGAGAUUCUGAGUGGGAAAAUAGUCGAAAAAGAAGAGGAUGAAGAAGAGGACGAAGAAGAAAAUAUUGUUAUGAUUAUUAAGAAGAUUAAUGAUAUGAAUUUUAUGGAAGUUUUGGACUAUGAAUUGUUUGUGUUUAAAGAUGUUAUGGAGGAAGAAAUCAUUGGUCUUAUGGAGAUUGCUAGGCUUUGUUUGGCUCCUUUGCCUAAAGAUCGUCCUGACAUGAAUGUUGUGUAUAGAAUGAUUGAAGAUAUAAGGAAAAAGAGAGUUGAUAAAAAUACUAGUAGAGACCAUGAAACGACAUCUAUAAUGGAUGAACUUAUACUCAAAACGACAUGAAUUGUUGGGUGUUAAAUAGUACAAUUCUUAUAUAAUAUAAAGGGAUUUUUUUAAAGAGAACAUUUACUGAAUAAAAAUUUAUACUUUUUCUGAGUU